Messenger RNA from Acomys russatus (golden spiny mouse), 4006 nucleotides. It is a transcript of the gene Crb2, whose product is annotated as crumbs cell polarity complex component 2. Lineage: Eukaryota; Metazoa; Chordata; Mammalia; Rodentia; Muridae. Gene Ontology annotation, molecular function: calcium ion binding. The transcript is spliced from 13 exons. The coding region runs from base 79 to 3924 and encodes 1281 amino acids. Gene Ontology annotation, biological process: establishment or maintenance of epithelial cell apical/basal polarity; heterophilic cell-cell adhesion. The record is from RefSeq and is a predicted model, not a curated record. Gene Ontology annotation, cellular component: protein-containing complex; plasma membrane.
UCAGUGCUGGUUGGAGGGACUGGAGGGGCGCGGAUCCCGCCGAGCAGAGGGUUCCCACAGGAGGCAGAGCCGGCUGCCAUGGCGCUGGUGGAGCCUGUGAUCUGGGGCUUCAGACGAGAUAUCUACCUCCUGUUGCUGCUGCUACUGUUGCUGCUACCGCCCUGGGUGCCGGCUGGAUUAGUUCCUUCAGAGACCCCAAGUGUCUGUGCCUCAGACCCAUGUGCUCCAGGGACCAAGUGCCAGGCUACAGAAAGUGGUGGAUAUACCUGUGAGCCCUUGGAACUUGGAGGCUGUGCUACUCAACCAUGCCACCAUGGUGCACUGUGUGUGCCCCAGGGCCCAGAUCCUGACGGCUUCCGCUGCUACUGUGUGCCUGGCUUCCAGGGUCCUCACUGUGAACUGGACAUUGAUGAGUGUGCAUCCCGGCCAUGCCACCACGGGGCCACUUGCCACAACUUGGCAGAUCGCUAUGAGUGUUACUGCCCCCUGGGCUAUGCAGGCGUGACCUGCGAGGCCGAGGUGGACGAGUGCUUGUCAGAGCCGUGCCUGCACGGAGGCUCGUGCCUGGACGGUGUGGGCUCCUACCGCUGCGUAUGCGCGCCGGGAUAUGCCGGCGCUAGCUGCCAGGUGGACACAGACGAGUGCCAGAGUCAGCCGUGUGCUCACGGUGGCGUUUGUCACGACCUGGUCAAUGGUUUCCGGUGCGAGUGCGCGGACACGGGUUACGAAGGCACACGCUGCGAGCAGGAGGUGCUGGAGUGCGCCUCCGCGCCCUGCGCGCACAACGCGUCCUGCCUCGACGGCCUCCGGAGCUUCCGCUGCCUCUGUUGGCCAGGCUUCAGUGGAGAGCGGUGCGAAGUGGACGAGGAUGAAUGUGCCUCGGACCCCUGUUAUAAUGGGGGCCGGUGCUUGCAGCGCUCAGACCCAUCCCUGUAUGCGGGUGUCCAGCCCACCUUUGCGGGAGCCUUUAGCUUCAGCCACGCUGCUGGCUUCGUUUGUAGCUGUCCUCAGGGCUUUGCCGGGGAUGACUGCAGCGUGGAUGUGGAUGAGUGUGUCUCAGAGCCAUGCCUCAACGGAGGCAGCUGCCAGGACCUGCCCAAUGGUUUUCAGUGCCACUGCCCGGAUGGAUACACAGGCCUGACAUGUCAGGAAGACAUGGACGAAUGCCAGUCGGAACCGUGCCUGCAUGGUGGAACCUGCAGCGACACUGUAGCAGGCUACAUCUGCCAGUGCCCCGAGGCCUGGGGUGGACAUGACUGUUCUGUGCAGCUCACAGGCUGCCAGGGCCACACCUGCCCACUGGUUGCCACCUGUAUCCCCACGUUCAAGUCUGGACUGCACAGUUAUUUUUGCCGCUGCCCACCGGGGACCCAUGGGCCUUUCUGUGGCCAAAAUACCACCUUCUCGGUUGUGUCUGGGAGUUCUGUGUGGGCCUUGGUGCCAGCUGGUGCCACCCUGGGCCUGGCACUGAGGUUUCGUACCACACUGCUUGCCGGGGCCCUGGCUACUCUCAAUGACACUCAGGACAGCUUGGAGCUGGUACUGGUGGGGGCCACGCUCCAAGCCACACUCUGGAGACACAGUACUGCUGUCCUCAUCCUUACACUGCCAGACCCGCCCUUGAAUGACGGUCAUUGGCACCGCAUGGAGGUGGCACUCCGCCUGGGAACCCUGGAACUGCGGCUCUGGCAUGAGGGAUGUCCUGACCAGCUCUGUGUGGCUUCUGGUCCUGUGGCUACAGGUCCCACAGCCUCAGUGGUCUCUGGACUUCCUGGGCCCUACUCCAUCCAUUUGGGUGGCUGGGCCUUUGCCGGCUGCUUCCAGGAUGUGCACGUGGAAGGACACCUUCUACUGCCUGAAGAACUCAACGGAAAUGUGCUCCUGGGGUGCAAGCGCACAGAACCAUGCCAACCUCUGCCCUGUGCCCAUGGAGGGACCUGCGUGGACCUGUGGACUCACUUCCGCUGCGACUGCCCGAGACCUUAUCAUGGGCCCACGUGCACUGAUGAGGUUCCUGCUGCCACCUUUGGCUUAGGCGGGGCCAUGAGCUCAGCCUCCUUCCUGCUCCACCAGCCGCUAGGCCCAAACCUCACUGUUUCUUUUUUCCUCCGCACUCGCGAGCCUGCUGGCGUGCUGCUCCAGUUUGCCAAUGAUUCAGUCACUAGCCUAACUGUGUCCCUGAGUGAGGGACAGAUACAGACUGAGGUGCUGGGUCAUCCUGCUGUGAUCCUCCCUGGGCGCUGGGACGAUGGACUCCGCCACUUGGUGAAGCUCAGCUUUGGGCCCGACCAGCUGUGGGACCUGGGCCAGCGGCUGUAUGUUGGUGGGGGCCUCUCCCCUGAUGACACCCUGCCCUGGGGUGGGCCCUUCCGAGGCUGUCUCCAGGACCUACAACUCAACGGCCUCCAGCUCCCUUUCUUUCCUUCACUGAUGGAGAACUCAAGUUGGUCCAGCGAGCUGGAUGCUGGCCUGUCCUCCAACCUCACCCAGGGCUGUGAGUCUGAGGACAUGUGUAAUCCCAACCCCUGUGUCAAUGGUGGAACUUGCCACGUUACCUGGAAUGAUUUCUACUGCACCUGCUCUGACAACUUCACAGGGCCCACCUGUGCCCAGCAGCGGUGGUGCCCCAGACAGCCUUGCCUGCCUCCCGCCACCUGUGAGGAGGUUCCUGAUGGCUUUGUGUGUGUGGCGGAGGCCACGUUCAGCGAGGGCCCUCCUGCUGUGUUCAGUGGCCACAACGUGUCCUCGUCUCCUGCACUCAGCGUGCUCACUCUGGACUUCCGCACACGUGACCCGGACGCUGGGCUCUUACGGGCCUCCUCGGACACCCGCUCUGGUGGUAUCUUGCUGGCGGUGCACAACGGCUCGCUGGCAGCCGAGGUGGCGGGCUCGGUGCUGCCCGCGCCGGGGCCACACGUGGCCGAUGGCACUUGGCAUAGGGUGCGUCUGGCCCGGGAGCUCCCACAGGCUGCUGCCUCGCGCUGGCUGCUAUGGCUGGACGGCACGGCGACGCCCAUGGCUUUGCAAGGCUUGGGUGGCGAACUGGGCUUUUUGCAGGGCCCGGGUGCAGCGAGCUUGCUACUGGCCGAGAACUUCACGGGUUGCCUGGGCCGUGUGGCGCUCGGUGGCCUCCCGUUACCCUUGUCGUCGCCUCGGCCCAGCGCAAUGCGGGGGGCGCGCGAGCAUUUCGUGGCCUGGCCCGGGCCUCCAGCUGUGCGCCUGGGCUGCCAUGGUGCGCCCGUGUGCACGCCCUCGCCCUGCCUGCACGGAGGCACCUGCCACGACCUCUUCGAUGUUUCUGUCUGCUCCUGCGGCCCCGCCUGGGAAGGACCUCGCUGUGAGGUCCGCGCCGACCCUUGUCGCUCAUCGCCCUGUGUCCGGGGUCAAUGCCACGCGCGCCCUGACGGCCGCUUCGAGUGCCGCUGCCCUCCAGGUUUCUCGGGCCCGCGCUGCAGGUUGCCUAUCCUGCCUCAGGGAUGUACUCUCAACUCCACCUGCAAGGAUGGCACCCCCUGUGAGGGUGGCCCUUUAGGCACCAACUGCAGUUGCCAGGAAAGCCUUGCUGGCCUGAGAUGUCAGAGUCUUGACCUACCCUGUGAAGCCAGCCCUUGCUUGAACGGAGGCACCUGCCGGGCUGCUAGUGGCACAUUUGAAUGCACUUGUAGUGCAGGAUUCUCUGGCCAGUUCUGUGAAGUGGUGAAAAGCCUGCCUCUGCCCCUGCCAUUCCCGCUGCUGGAGGUAGCAGUGCCUGCAGCCUGUGCCUGCCUCCUCCUCCUCCUCCUGGGUCUCCUCUCAGGGAUCCUGGCUGCCAGAAAGCGCCGGCAAUCUGAGGGCACUUACAGCCCAAGUCAGCAGGAAGUGGCUGGGGCCCGUCUGGAGAUGGACAGUGUCCUCAAGGUGCCACCAGAGGAGAGACUUAUCUAGGUUUGUCUGGCUGCUGGUGCCAUGCCCUGAAGGUCCUACACAGUCACUGCAUGACUUCUACCUGGAGAUCCAAGGAGACUGU